Messenger RNA from Caenorhabditis remanei, 504 nucleotides. RefSeq lists its product as uncharacterized. The transcript has 3 exons. The record is from RefSeq and is a predicted model, not a curated record. The coding region runs from base 1 to 504 and encodes 167 amino acids. Gene Ontology annotation, molecular function: chloride channel activity. NCBI's taxonomy places the organism in Eukaryota, Metazoa, Nematoda, Chromadorea, Rhabditida, Rhabditidae.
AUGACAGUAUCCUACAAUUUGGACGUCUCAUCCACCUCCCUCGUCGCCUUUCUAAAACUGCAACUACGAUGGCGUGGCUCCGUGUGGAAAUCCGUGAUGCGAGAGCUAUUCAUCUUCUCGAUUCUAUUCGCAACUGUCACAAGCAUCUAUAGGACCAAUUAUUUCUUGUCGGAGGAGCAGAGAGUAUUCUGGGACAACUUCUCCGCGUUAUUCGACCAAAAGCUAGACUACAUCCCGUUAACCUUCAUGCUCGGAUUCUUCGUCACUAUUAUUGUUGGACGAUGGAAUGAUAUCUUUUUGAAUAUUGGAUGGGUUGAUAACACCGCCCUUCUAAUUGCCACGUACAUUCGCGGAAGCGACGAGAAGAGUCGUAUUUUGAGACGGACGACUCUUCGGUACAUGGUACUCACUCAAGUGAUCAUUUUUCGAGAUAUUAGCAUGAGAGUACGCAAGAGAUUUCCUACGUUGGAGACUGUCGUCGCUUCAGGUAGCUUUUUUUUUUGA